This is a messenger RNA of Fraxinus pennsylvanica, 615 nucleotides long. Lineage: Eukaryota; Viridiplantae; Streptophyta; Magnoliopsida; Lamiales; Oleaceae. The record is from the annotation of a GenBank genome assembly.
AUGGAUAAUCAAACAAGUUUUCAUCUUAGUUGGAAGAGUAUGGAUGAGAUGAGGCUAUCUCUACAGCUGCAGACUAUGGAACUGGAAGAUACAAGACUAGAGGCACAAGAAGAGAUUAAAGUUAGAGAUUGUGAAGUAGCCCCACUGAAAGAUAUCCUGAAAGAAAGGGAUGAUAUAUUGUUUGAGAAGCUUUUGCUUCAACAACAACAAUCAGCUUCAAAUUCUGAAAUUUCAACCAUUGAAGAUGAUCAUCCCAGAGGAGGAAUUGACUCCAAUAAUGGUUUUUCUUCAUCAGAUUGUGAAGAAAGCAUUGUUUCAUCACCGCUCCAAUUGCCACCACAGCUACCGGCAGAACCUGAACUGGAGUUACCAAUACCAAUAGUGAUUGACAGGCCAUUGCCAGAAAAGGGCAAGCUUUUACAAGCAGUGAUGAAAGCAGGUCCACUCCUACAGAACCUCCUCCUGGCGGGCCCUCUUCCACAGUGGGGCCACCCUCCACCACCGCUUGAUACCUAUCAGAUUCCACCGCCACCUGUAAUAGUUCCACCACCAGCAAUUCCCACUCGUUUCAUCAACAAAGACUCGUUUCACAACAUCAUUCCGACCAAAAAAUAA